Alternaria burnsii is the source of this 1092-nucleotide messenger RNA. RefSeq lists its product as uncharacterized. NCBI's taxonomy places the organism in Eukaryota, Fungi, Ascomycota, Dothideomycetes, Pleosporales, Pleosporaceae. The record is from RefSeq and is a predicted model, not a curated record. Bases 1 to 1092 code for a protein of 363 amino acids. The transcript has 2 exons.
AUGGCGCAACCAAUUGAUCAUCCACCUGUGGUUCUCUUCGGCUAUGAUUCUAGCCCUUUCACAAACAAAGUCAGACUAGCACUACGCAUCAAGCAGAUACCAUUCUCCUAUGUCACUGUCCCGUCGAUGCUACCGAGACCCCUCAUAACAUCAACAUUCGGCCUCCAGUACCGCAAGAUACCCAUCCUCGCUAUCGGCAGCGAGAUCUACUGCGACACCUCGCUCAUCAUUGAGGCACUAGAGCACUUUUUCCCCGUGGACAAAAGUUGGGCUACCGUGUAUCCGCCUAUCGAGGGCGUAAGCGGAUGGGCGUAUCGUGGGCUCGUGAGAGGGUUUGCGAGCUUUUGGACUGACAAACCGCUAUUUCGGACGACUACCGGAUUUAUCCCUUCUUCUGUCUGGGCGUCAGACUUUGGUAAAGAUCGCGCUCAGCUCAUUGGACAUCCCCUUUCGCCUGAGAAGCUGCAGUCUAAGAUACCAAUUCAUCUUUCCAAUCUAGAUUUGCACCUCUCCAUGUUGGAACCUAUGUUUGAGUCGGGUACUUGGGCCAUGCCGACGAUUACACCUUCGCUCGCUGACAUCAGUCUGUAUUAUCAGUUGAGAUGGGGCAUUGAUAUCGCUGCUGGGAAGGGUAUCAAUAAUCUUAGUGGUGGCGGAACGGAUGAUACAAAUGAUGAUGUUGUGGGACAAGUGUUCAGCAAGAAGAGGUAUCCAAGCUUGGUGAAGUGGUUCGAUGCAUUCGAAGCGUACAUCCGCGCUUUGCCGGAUCUACAAACAACAAUUCCCGGAGAAGACGCUCAGUGGAAAGACGCGCUGAGACGAACAACUUUGUUACGCGAUGAAGACCUGCUUGUUCCUACGGCGGUGGGACAGCAUAUCGUCCUUGAUGCUUCAAGAGGACUGGUCCCAGGUGUGAGUGUAAGCAUCGUGCCUGAUGACACCGGUCGCGAUAAUCCUACGAUAGGUACGUUGGUCAAAAUUGGAAGCGAGGAGGUGGUCAUCAAGCCGGACGAGAUGGGUGAGCUAGAUGUCAGAAUUCAUUUUCCUAGGCUGGGUUUUGUUGUGAAGGCAACGGGCGGAAGCAAAUUGUAA